Molecule: messenger RNA, 1554 nt
Organism: Aspergillus terreus NIH2624
Lineage: Eukaryota; Fungi; Ascomycota; Eurotiomycetes; Eurotiales; Aspergillaceae
Product: cytochrome P450
Exons: 2
Coding region: 1-1554 (517 amino acids)
Molecular function (GO): iron ion binding; oxidoreductase activity, acting on paired donors, with incorporation or reduction of molecular oxygen; monooxygenase activity
Source: RefSeq, a predicted model, not a curated record
AUGCCAACUCACACUCAGGAAGACCCCUCCCAGGUCCUCCAGGUCGGUGUCCAACUCUUGCUCCUGAGGUCGCCAAUGACUGACACGUUUCCAGGGAAGCCGUUUGUCGGCAAUUUGCUGGACAUACCCAAGGUGCAUUCGUGGCUUAGGUUUAAAGAAUGGGCAGAUGAAUAUGGGCCGAUCUUCCAGCUCAACAUUGCCGGCCGCAAGCAUGUUGUUAUCUCUCAAGAGAAGAUUGCCAACGAUCUCCUAAGGGAGCGAGGAUCCCUCUACUCUUCGCGAGAGUACUUGCCGUUUGCCUCGGGGUUACUUUCGGACAACCUCAGACCACUGCUACUUCCAUAUAAUGAUCGCUGGCGGCGCGGAAGGAAAUUGAUGCAUCAGCUCACAACGACGACGGUGGUGACCAGCUACGAGCCCGUUCAGGAUUACGAGUCGAAAAGGCUCCUCGCUUCUUUUCUAAAAGCGCCCCGGGACUACGAGAAAUGGUUUGAGCGGUACGCCUGCGGGGUCGUCUAUCGCCUCGGGUUUGGCCGUUGGAUCGAGACUGGUCAAGAGACCGAUUUUAGACGGAUCGUCCAUGUGGGCAAAGAAGUUGAGCGCGUGGCUUCUCCAGGACAAUAUUUGGUCGACUCCUUCCCAUUCCUGAUGAACCUGCCUUUACCUCUCGCCCCGUUUAAACGCGAGGGUGCUCGGUUGCACGCGGAGGAGUUGAGCCUCUUUAGAAAAUUACAACAGGACGUCCGCGAUGCACUCGAAAGAGGAGACUCGGUCAAAUCGUUCACUCGGACGUUUCUGGAAAACCAAAAGACUUUUCGACUUUCCGAUGAUGAAGCAGCUUAUGUGAUCGGAACCCUCUUUGAAGCGGGCACGGGCACCACCGCUGCCGCCAUGAUGUCCUUCUGCCUCGCCAUGUGUCACCAUCCUGAAUGGCAAACAAAGAUGCAAGCCGAGCUAGACCGCCAGGUUGGCGACCGGAUGCCCGAGUUUAAGGAUCUUCCAAACCUUCCAACCGUCCGUGCCGUGAUCAAGGAAGUCCUGAGAUGGAGGCCGGUGACAGCGGGCAACGUCCCGCACCAGCUUACCCAGGACGAUACGUACCAAGGCCACUUUUUCCCGAAAGGGACCGUUUUCCAUGCAAACCAGUGGGCAAUCCAUCGGGAUCCCGAGCUUUAUCCCGACCCCGAGAAUUUCCGCCCCGAGCGGUGGCUCGACCCCAGCUUCCCGACCUACCGCGAACCAUUGACCCAAUUCCCAAAUAUGCAGAAUUACUCAUGUUUUGGAUUUGGGCGUCGGAUUUGUCCUGGCCAGAGCAUCGCAGAGCGAUCGUUGAACAUCCUAACUGCGCGCAUUGCCUGGGCGGCGACUCUGAGCCGCAAGAAAGAUGCAGAUGGGAAUCUCAUGCUGCUUCCCCUCUAUGACUACUGCCCCGGAUUCAACGUCCAGCCUAAUUUCUUUGGAUUCGAUGUUAUUGCACGCUCCCCCAAACGAGCCGAGCAGAUCGCUGCCGCAUACGAGGAGGCACGGCUCAUGAGAGAUCAAAUAUUAACCUAG